This is a messenger RNA of Neocloeon triangulifer, 3479 nucleotides long. RefSeq names its product chondroadherin-like protein (gene conv). Gene Ontology annotation, molecular function: protein binding. The record is from RefSeq and is a predicted model, not a curated record. The transcript is spliced from 14 exons. Gene Ontology annotation, cellular component: extracellular matrix. Lineage: Eukaryota; Metazoa; Arthropoda; Insecta; Ephemeroptera; Baetidae. The coding region runs from base 130 to 3324 and encodes 1064 amino acids.
GGCAGUCCGGCCGAGAAGGAGCUCGAGAAAGUACACGGCGGAUCCAAAAACUUAGGAAUAAUUAUGUCUUCGCUUUACGUCCAAAACCCCAAAACUUAGGACUGAAUUCUAAUUCCAUCCAAGUAAAACAUGAUGAUGUUGAGGGCGCAUUUGUUGGUGGCGUGCGCGCUGUGGGGGUGGUGCGGGGGCGUGUACGUGCCCCCGGGGCCCAAGUACGCGUGUCCCGCCGACCCCAGGUCGAUUUUCCCGUGCGAGUGCCAGGGCGGGGGCGACGACGGCCUCAGGGUCGCGUGCCACCUGAGCGGCCUCGCGCCCAUGGCCGCCGCCCUGUCCAACGUGGCCGCCUGGCCGCUGGCCCGCCUCACCGUGGCCCACGGCCGCUUCUCCUCCCUCUUCGGCCACGCCCUCCGCCCCCUCAGGGUCGCCGAACUCAGGGUCGAGGGCACGCCCGUCACCAGGGUCGCCCCCGAGUUCUUCGAGGGCGUCAACGCCACCCUCAGCGCCCUCACCAUGGCCAACACCAAAAUCACAGACUUCCCCACUGAGGCCUUCAACCUCCUCACAGAGGCAAAGACCCUGAAGGUCGAGGGCCACGCCGUGCACUCGAUGGCGGCGUCGUCGGUGCCGCUGCCGGCCGUGGAGGUCUUUGCCCUCACCGACGGACCCCUCUCCGAUUUGGCCCCCGACACCUUCGCCCUCAGCAAGAAAAUCAAACUGCUCGACCUGCACGCCAAUGCCCUGACGGAGCUCAAGAGGGGCGCCUUCAAAGGUCUCAGGGACCUCGAGACCCUCGACCUCGCCCACAACACCCUUAUCAAGGUUGACUCGACUGCUUUGGCCGACCUGCCGAAGCUGCUGACCCUGAAUUUGUCGCACAACGCCCUGACGGAGCUGCCGAGGGGUGGGUUCGCGCGCAACACUCUGUUGAAGCACCUGGACAUGUCGCACAACAACCUGAAGCGGCUCGAGGCGAACACGUUCCGCGGCCUGCGAUUCCUGCGCCGCCUCUUCUUCUCCGACAACCUGAUCGAGGAGGUCGGCCGAGGCGCCUUUUCCUCCCUCAACAGGAUCGGCACCAUCGACCUCGCCAGGAACAAACUCACCAAGGUCGACUUCCAGAUGUUUGCAGGAUUGCGGUACGCGGAGAGGCUGGACGUGGCCGAGAACCAAAUCACCGAGAUCCAGAAGCGCGCGUUCGUCGAGUUGUACUUGGUGACGGUGAACGUGUCGCACAACCAGGUGAGCUCGAUCGAGGCCGGCGCCUUCGAGAACUGCGCCAACAUGACGGUGCUCGACCUGAGCCACAACCUGCUCACCUCGAUCGCCAAGAAGGCCUUCGACUCCGUCAGCUACGCCGCCACCUUCCUCCUGCAGCACAACCAGAUCGACAACUUCGCCACCAUCCCCCUGGCCAACAUGUCCGGCCUGCAGGUCCUCAACGUCAGCCACAACGCCCUCACCACCAUUCCCAGGAACGGUUUUCCGAAGCUGUACGAGUUGCGGUCGGUGGAUUUGUCUCACAACCAACUGACGAGCGUCGCCAACGCCGUUUUCCAACCGUUGUUCAGCCUGAGGAACCUCGACCUGAGUCACAACGCGCUGGGCAAGUUGAGCAGCGCCGUCCUGGGAGCCCUGCCCUCCCUCCUGGAGCUCGACCUGCGGCACAACGCCCUGACCGAGGUCGGCAGGGGCGCCUUCGCCAGGCUCAGUUCCUGCCGAACUUUGCUUUUGGGCCACAACAAAAUCAACAAGAUCCAGUUCCAACUGGCGCCGGCCCUGUCCGUGCUCAGCAUGCCCCACAACCAAAUCGAGACCCUGACCGGACCCAUUGAGGGCGAAAGUAUUUGGCCCACGAUGAACGCCCUUCUCGAGCUGGACCUGGACGACAACAAAUUGGGAGACUCCCUCGCUGAAGACUCGAGCGCCCUGGCCAACCUUUUGACCCUGAGAAUCCUCAGGUUGAACCGGAACGGCCUGACCCGUCCUCCGAAAGCUGCCCUUGGACCUUUGACCUCCCUCCAGUACGUCUAUCUUGAAGGAAACAACAUUCAGAGCCUUCCGAAGGGCGCCUUUGGACGUCUGCCAAUCGUGUUUGAGCUGCAGCUGGCGCACAACAACAUGAACAACGUCAGCGUUCGCGCCUUCGAAGGUCUCCUCCAACUGCUCACGCUCAACCUCAGCCACAACAACAUCACGCAAAUUCCCAACGGAGCCUUCCAAAGUUUGGUUUCGCUGAGGAAAUUGGAUCUGUCUCACAAUGGGCUCGAAAAACUGGAUAAUAAAUCGCAUGGUUUGCUCGACGAUUGCCUCUCAUUGGAAAAGAUUGAUUUGAGUUUCAACAACAUCGGAUUCGUGACGCGGCCAAUGUUCCCGAGCAAUCCGUACAUUCCCUACAAAUUGCGCGAAGUUGACCUGAGCCACAACGCCAUUCCAGUGCUGACGAUGGACCUCACCUGGGGAGCCAAAAAGGUUCAGGUGCUCAACGUCUCGCACAACCUCAUCAACGAAAUCAGAUCUGGCGUGCUGGGAAAUUUAACUUCGCUGAGGCACCUGGACCUUUCGUACAACGAGCUUUCGGAACUUCCGGUGGUGAAGAACGAGACUUUUCCACUAAACUUGACCUCGCUUGUUAUGAACCACAAUCGUUUCGAGGCGCUCCCGCUCCAAGAGCUUCUCAAAGCCAAUCUUUCCUAUUUGGAUUUGUCAGAUAACAUGCUGAGGAAUUUCUCCGAGGAACUCUCGUACAUGGUCGAAAACGGAACCAAAAUCGAUUUCUUUGACAAUCCUCUGGAGUGCAGUUGUCUGUUGCGACCUGUGGUCAGGUGGCUGCAGGGCCAAAGCGACCCUGCGCCCUGGGACACCGUGACCUGCGCCACGCCAAACUUCUUGCAGGGAAGGGCCGUCGCCAGCCUGCCAGAGGACAAACUGACCUGCCUCAAACCGCCCAAGCAGCAGCGACUCCGAAUCACGCCCGACGUCGCCUACAGAAGCGUCACCAGAACUCGGGACGGUGGCGUGAAAAUGGUGUGGUACGUGCCGACGAGGCAGGACAUUGGAAACUUCCAAAUCAUCGUCAGGGACAAAAAUACUCAAGACAACGUUUACGAGAAAGAGGUGCCAUACAACGUGAGGAGCGACGAGAUUCCACCGUUGCAGACCGGCGGUGACCUGCAGGUGUGCAUUUUGGCCAAGGACUCUGACGGGCAGAUCAGAAUUUGGCGGGAAAACCAGUGCCGCUCCCUGGACUCGCUGACCUCCUCGGCCACCCGCUUGACCCUGCUCACUUUGCCGCUCCUUCUGCUCUCUGCGACUUGGAUCUUUUAAUUUGCAAAUCGCAUCAAACGACUGUGAUAAAUUUACAUAAAUUAUUCAUUAAAAAUUCAACCGAAAUAUUCUCAGAAAAAGUGGCGUUUCAGUAUUUCAAACCAACAGUUUAAAAAAAUAUGGAAAAUAUACAGUUUUUUUUCUCAUUAUCUGUU